Messenger RNA from Cornus florida, 1095 nucleotides. RefSeq lists its product as uncharacterized. The record is from RefSeq and is a predicted model, not a curated record. The coding region runs from base 197 to 937 and encodes 246 amino acids. NCBI's taxonomy places the organism in Eukaryota, Viridiplantae, Streptophyta, Magnoliopsida, Cornales, Cornaceae. The transcript is spliced from 3 exons.
UAGUGGUUAGUUCCACCUACUAUUAGCUUAGUAAGCUUUCCCAAUUUAUGUAGGCUCUCACUCACUCUACAAACUAUCUCUAUUCGGCUGUUUACUUUGUUUUUUUAUUUUUCUAAAACAUAAACCCUAGGGGAGAGAAAAGAAGUCCUGUCCCGAAACCCUAACGAUUGAGAUUAUACUGAUUCAUGCAUUCAACAUGAAGCGGAAGGAUCUUGACGAUACGUCAUUGUACAAUGAUUUCAUAGAUAUUUCCCUCUCUUCUUGCUACUCAAAACUCAGAAGAUUGACUGGGCAAUUCAAGGAUGGCAACUUAUAUAUGAAUGUAGGAGAGGAAGAAAAUGCUAGGGCUUCUAUGUUAUAUGAUCAAGGGUUGGUUUCAACAGAACAAGCCUCCACAAGCUCUAGAAUGGUAGAAGAAGAAACUCCGGUUGUGGACGACAGGGCAAUUGUCCUCUAUAAACCUGCGAACACGCCGUUAAUUAAAUCUCCCAGUUCUUCGGAUUUUUUGUUUGUUCUGAAUUCCGAAUUGGUACCUGGCUUAAAGAAUCUGGUCUUUCUGCCUGGCAAGUUGAACCCAGCAACGAGAAAAGAGGAAGAAGCAGCUACUGGCACUGCAGAAAAAAAAGAUAUAAUAAAAGACUACUUGGCUGUUGUUCCCUGGGUUGCAAGUCAGUUUCCACCAUCCUCUGGAUUUGAGGAACCAGUUAUAGCUCAAGCAGGGCCAACAGAAGCUGAAGAGGAAGUCGAUAUGAUGGAAGAAGACACCAUUGUUGCUGAUAGUGGCAGGCAAGCGUUCGGCUUUGGUGGAUUGAUGGGGGGAGGUGAAUGGUUGAAUCUCUGGCAGCAACAGCAACAGCAGCAACAUUUUUUGCUGCCACAGCUCCUUCGAAAUGCAUCAUCUACUUCUGUCACUUGGCCACAGAUUGGUAAAAAUUGAGCUUGUUUUCGCAGUGAUAAAUUAAAUUAUACGUUUCAUCCUAUUUCUUGGGUGAUAAACUUGCUUGGUUGGACUUUACCUGUUUAGUUAGUGUACAUAUUGGAGGGCGGCUUCUGUACAAGGAUGUUUUUGUUCAUAUGAGCUUCCAUUUUUUCUCA